Molecule: messenger RNA, 3932 nt
Organism: Lates calcarifer (barramundi perch)
Lineage: Eukaryota; Metazoa; Chordata; Actinopteri; Centropomidae
Gene: eif4g2a
Product: eukaryotic translation initiation factor 4, gamma 2a
Exons: 21
Coding region: 822-2906 (694 amino acids)
Cellular component (GO): eukaryotic translation initiation factor 4F complex
Molecular function (GO): translation initiation factor activity; protein binding; mRNA binding
Source: RefSeq, a predicted model, not a curated record
GGCCGGUAACGACCAAGUCUGAGCCGUCGUGUCUCUGCCGUUUUAAAACAAACCUCACCGGUUUUAACGCGACUUUUUCAGCUCUCUUUUCUAUCCCGUCUUUAUAUUUUUUUCUCUUGGUUUACCAAGACAACAACUACGCUGACGUCCUGUUUGUAAAGGUCGCUCUUUCCUGCCCCACUCCCAGACCUUUAUUCUUUUCAGAUAUUCUUUGUCAAGCCGCCAAAGUGGAGAGUGUCGUCGCACCAGGGGGUCCUUCUCGUUUCAGUGUAGGGGGAGGAGGUGGGGGUGCACCUCAGCACUAUCCCAAGACUGUCGGCAACAGCGAGUUCCUGGGGAAAACCCCAGGUUCUAGCGUUCAGAGAUGGGUACCUUCUCGAAGCACUAGACGAGAUGCCAACUCCUCCAACGAGAAAGGGCAAAAUGACGCGAUCUUCAGGAAAGUGAGAGGCAUACUUAAUAAGCUGACUCCUGAGAAGUUUGACAAACUGUGCCUGGAGCUCCUCAAUGUGGGUGUCGAUUCAAAACUUGUCUUAAAAGGAAUCAUCUUGCUGAUUGUUGACAAAGCCCUUGAAGAGCCCAAGUACAGCCAGUUAUACGCUCAACUAUGUCUCCGCCUGGCCGAGGAUGCACCAAACUUUGAAGAGCCAUCAACAGAAAGUCAAGCCACUCAAAAGCAGAAUACUACCUUCAGAAGGCUUCUGAUCUCCAAGCUUCAAGAUGAGUUUGAAAACCGCGCCAGAAAUGUUGAAAUCUUUGACAAAAAUGACAACCCACUCACCUCUGAGGAGGAGGAGCAACGUGCGAUUGCAAAGAUCAAGAUGCUGGGCAACAUCAAAUUCAUCGGUGAACUUGGCAAACUCAACCUCAUCCACGAAUCUAUCCUUCAUAAGUGCAUCAAAACACUUUUGGAGAAGAAGAAGAGAGUCCAACUCAAGGACAUGGGUGAAGAUUUGGAAUGCCUCUGUCAGAUAAUGAAAACAGUUGGACCUAAGCUUGAUCAUGACAAGGCUAAGUCUUUGAUGGAUCAGUACUUUGGCCGCAUGCGAUCCUUAACGAACAACAAGGAGCUGCCAGCGAGGAUUCGUUUCCUGCUGCAGAACAUGGUGGAGCUGCGAGACAACAACUGGAUGCCUCGCAAGGCUUACGUUGACAACGGACCAAAGACGAUCAACCAAGUUCGUCAGGAUGCAGUAAAGGAUUUGGGUGUUUUUAUUCCUCCUCCAGCCGAUGCAAUGAGGAAUGACUUCUUCAUGGACAACUCCUCCUUCCUGCCAACGAGGAUGAAGUUUGACAGGGAAACUAUCGGUGGGCUGGCUGAUAUGUUUGGGCAGAUGCCAGGGAUCAGCAUUGGUACAGGUCCAGGAGUCAUUCAGGACCACUACUCCCCGACCAUGGGCCGUCACCGCACAAACCCACUCUUCAACGGCCAUAUUGGAAAUGGCAACGGCUCACACCAGCCUCAGUUUGAAGCAGGAAACAAACCUUUCAUAAAACCAAACCAGGGGCAGAAAUCACCGGUUUUCAACCAUAAACAGAAUCACUCAGGGCAGAUGCAGUCAAAGGACAUGGCUUCACGAUUCGGCAAGAAAGGGAAACUCAAUGCUGAUGAGAUCAGUCUGAGGCCAGCACAGUCCUUCAUCCUGAACAAAAGACAAGUGCCAAAGCUGCAGCCUCAGAUGACUAUGAUUCCUUCAAGUGCCCAAGGUUCCCCUCUGGGACAGUCUCCACAGCUCGGUUUGAAGACCAACCCUCCUCCCAUUCAAGAAAAACCUGCCAAGUCCAAUAAAAAGGCUCCUCCUACGAAGGAAGAGUUGCGUAAAAUGACUGAGACGCUGCUGACGGACUACCUGAACAACAAGAACGUCGACGAGGCAGUGAACGCUGUGAAGGAGAUGAAGCCUCCCAAGUACUUUUUGUCUGAGAUGCUGAACAAGAUCGUGGUUCAUUCCCUCGAUCGUUCAGAUGAGGAUAAGGAAAACGUGAGCGCCCUGAUCCACGCACUCUGCACCGAGGGCCUCGUCACCGGUGAAAACGUGAUGCAGGCCUUUCUGAGUGUUCUGGACCAGUGUCCCAAGAUCGAGGAGGAGGUCCCCCUGGUGAAGUCUUACCUGGCUCAGUUUGCAGCGCAUGUGAUCGUCGCCGACCUGGUCAGCAUCACAGAUUUGGCCCAUCAGCUGGAGAACGGUGCACAUUUCCCACUCUUCCUGCUCUGCCUGCAGCAGCUGGUCAAACUGAAGGACCGUGAGUGGCUGACUGACCUGUUCCAGCAGAGCAAGGUCAACAUGCAGAAGAUGCUGCCUGAAAUUGACCAGAACAAGGACAGGAUGCUGGAGAUCCUGGAGGGCAAAGGGCUCAGCUUUUUGUUCCCGCUGAUGAAGCUGGAGAAGGAGCUGCUGAAGCAGAUCAAAGUCGACCCGUCUCCACAGUCCAUCUACAAGUGGAUCAAGGACAACAUCUCGCCUAAACUCCACACUGACAAAGGCUUCGUCAACAUCCUCAUGACCAGUUUCUUGCAGUACAUCGCUUACGAGAUCAACCCUGACGACGAUGAAGAGCAGCUCGCAGCGCCCACUAAGGAACAGCUGGACGAGGAGAAGCAGCUGCUGCUGUCUUUCAAACCAGUGAUGCAGAAAUUCCUACACGACCACAUCGACCUGCAGGUCGGAGCUCUGUACGCUCUGCAGGUGCACUGCAACACCAAGGCUUUCCCCAAAGGAAUGCUGCUGCGUUACUUUGUGAACUUUUAUGACAUGGAAAUAAUUGAAGAAGAAGCCUUCCUCUCAUGGAAAGAAGAUGUCACCCAGGAGUAUCCAGGGAAGGGAAAAGCAUUAUUUCAGGUGAACCAGUGGCUGACCUGGCUGGAGACCGCAGAGGAAGAGGAGUCAGAGGAUGAAGAUUACUGAGGAACAGGCCAAAGCCAUGUGUUAUCAGGAUGCAAUGAAUGAAUUUCUUUCUUUUUUACUUUUGUAAUGUUUUUGUCUCCACAUGUCCUCCCCUCAGUCUCGACCCACCUCCUUCCCUCUCUUCUUGUUUAUAUUUUCCAACCACUGUUACAAUCCACGUCACUAUGAAAUGCUUUGUGAGAUCAAGCCAGCAUCACCAUCAUCUUAUUGUAUUUAUGCUUUUUCUUUCUUUCUCUCUCUUGUGAUGUCCUACAGCAGAUGUUUUAUACAUUUCAGUUAUCUUGGGUUAUGUUUUCUUUAACAGUCGGCGGUAUUUUUGCAGGAAAAUGAACCAGCACUAAAACCUGACCCAUUUUAUCACCGUUUUUACAUCUGGUAGGAGUCACCAAGUGCUGCCGUAACUAUUUAAACUGUUUACAAACGAGGAAAGGCUCCGACAUACUGCAAAGAGCCUCUCCUCUGUGUUUUAUCUGCAUUUGUUAAUCAGUUUUUAGAUGCACUUUGCUCAACAUCUUGAGUCGUUGCAAUAGUAAAACACUUUCCUUGAUUUAUAAUGGUUUUCCUGUGCUGGUGAAAUCAGACCAUUUUGUCUCAAAUCAAAAUCUUAAUCUGGGUUUGAUUCUGCAACAAUAAUGGCCUAUUUUAUUUGCACAAUGUGAUUUUGAGUUACCCACCUUUACUUAAAUGAAUCGAGAACUUUUUUAUGUAUGAAACCUUUGUGCUGUUAGGAAUGAAUCUGUGUGGCCUUGGCUUUUUUUAAUUUAUCGAUUUAAUAUGGAUAUACCUCUAACGUAUCUCGGACUAUACUUGAAUGUCUCGGGUUUCAACAGUGAGACAGCCAAAGCUUAGUUUCCUGUGCUAGAUGUUCACCACCAUGUUUGUCAGGUUUUUAAAUGGUCUUUUUAUCUUCAUCAAGAAAUUACAGAGAAUGUACUGUAUGUGUACACUUUAACCUACCUUUGGAGUCACUGUCAUUUUACCAGUGUACAACUACAGAUCAACCUUGAAUAAAGUUUAACAGUUCAA